GUUUCUGAAGACCCUCCUGAAGACUUAUCUGUCAUUCACCGUGAGCUCUCCCAGUCAGAGUUGGAUCACCUGUCCCAGUACCUGGACUUCUGUGAGCUCAACCCUCUAAGGCUGAGGGCUGCAGUGCUCUAUGCUCCCCUGAUGAACAAUGCCUCACUGUGCAGUAUGAGGAGGUAUGUGGUGCAGCACUAUUCGGCCCACAAUGGGACAUGUUCAGAAGACGCAGGAAAGCAGACCAAUCUCACCUUCCUGUGGGCAGAGCAAGCAUACACGGUCACAAUUCUGGCCAUCAAUUCCAUUGGGGCUGCCCUUGUCAAUUUCAACCUAACUUUCUCAAGGCCCAUGAGCAAAGUGAGUGUUGUGCAGUCACUCAGUGCUUUCUUGCUGAGCGGCAGGUGUGUGAUCCUGUCCUGGACACUGUCACCUGCUGAUUACAAUCUAUUAUACGUGGUUAUCAAGUGGAAGAAUCUUAAUGAAUAUGAUGGAAUGAAAUGGCUUAGAAUCCCUUUGAACGUCAAGAAGUAUUAUAUCCAUGAUAUGUAUAAUUUCAUUCCCAUUGAGAAAUAUCAAUUUAGCCUUUACCCAGUAUUUAUGGAAGGAGUUGGAAAACCAAAGAUAAUUAAUGGUUUCACUGAAGAAAUACUUAUUUUAGUUUUUCCGUUUAUGACCGCUUGCCUAAACAUAUGUCUGUGCAUCAAAUGCAUUCCUGACACCCCCAAAGAUCAGAGGCAUCAGAGGCAGAGCCAGGACAAGCAGAAGAAUGAUGCAAGGCUGUAUGUGAUCAUACCCAUAAUUAUUUUCUCCUGUGUCCUACUGCUUGGAACACUGCUAAUCUCACACCAGAGAAUGAAAAAGUUGUUUUGGGAAGUUUUUCCAAACCCCAAGAAUUGUUCCUGGGCACAAGGACUUAAUUUCCAAAAACCUGAAACAUUUGAGCAUCUUUUUACCAUGCAUGCAGAAUCAGGGAUAUUUGGUCCUCUUCUUCUGAAGCCUGAACCCAUUUCAGAAGAAAUCAGUGUCGAUACAGCUUGGAAAAAUAAAGAUGAGAUGGUACCAGCAACUAUGGCCUCCCUUCUUUUGACCACUCCAGAACCUGAAAGGGGUUCUAUUUGUCUUGGUGACCAGUGUAGCUGUGCUAACUUCUCUGGGGCUCAGAGCACCCAGGUGACCUGUGAGAAUGAGUGUCAGAGACAACCCUCGAUUAAAUAUGCAACAUUGGUAAGCAACUCCAAGCCAGUUGAAACUGAUAAUGAGCAAGGGCUGAUACAUCGUUUUGUCAGCAAAGGUUCCUCCAGCAAACACUCCCCCCUGAGAGCAUCUUUCUUGGGCAGCUCCUGGGAGAUAGAGGCCCAAGCAUUUUUCCUAUUAUCACAUCAGCAACCCAGCAUGAUUUCCCCACAACUUUCAUUCUCAGGGUUCGAUGAGCUUUUGGAAAUGGAGGGAAAUUUUCACGAAGAAAAUCAUAUUGAAAUAUCUGUUUAUUAUCUAGGAGCCAAGUCAGUAAAAAAAAAGAGAGAGGAUGGUAUGUUUUUGACUGACGAAUCAGGAGCAUUGUGCCCAUUCCCAGCCCACGGUCUGUUCAGUAACAUCAGAAUCCUCCAGGACAGCUGCUAACACUUUGUAGAAAAUAAUUUGACUUUAGGGACCUCUGGUAAGAAGACCUGUUUACCAUACAUGCCCCAAUUUCAAACAUGUUACACUCAUAGUCAUAAGAUGGAGACUAAGAUGUGUGACUUGACGGUGUAA
Acomys russatus (golden spiny mouse) is the source of this 1746-nucleotide messenger RNA. RefSeq names its product leptin receptor-like. The record is from RefSeq and is a predicted model, not a curated record. Gene Ontology annotation, molecular function: protein binding. Lineage: Eukaryota; Metazoa; Chordata; Mammalia; Rodentia; Muridae.